CGGGCUCAUGGCCUGGAGCAGCAGCUUUCAUCGAUCGCGGCCGCGGCCACGCGGGCCGCCGAGCGCGCCUGCGCGGGCGACCGGGUGUGGAUCCUCAGCGACGAGGAGGGAUUCGUCAGCGAGCUCCAGCACCGCGCCUCCGGGCUCAUGAUGAUGAAAGGGAUCCCCGGCGGAGAGGACCUGGAGCUGGACGACGCCGUCUCCGCGGGAGACGUGGUCCUUGCGGGCACGCAGGACAACGCCACCGAGCGGCAGGGGGCGCUGCUCGACGGUCUCGCCGAGCGCGGCGUGGCCGUCACCCUGAUCGGCUCCGCCCACUCGCCGCUCCGUCCGAAGGCGGCCGCGUUCGUCGACACCGGGCUGCCGGCGGGCAGCGCGCCGGUGCUGCCCUACGGCGAUGCGACCGUCUGCCCCCUGGCCAGCGUCCUCAACAUCUCCGCCGGGUGGCUCUGGAGCAUCGAGCUGGCCAACGCCUGCGCGUCGCUCGGCAAGGCGCCGGUGUUCCUGAUGAGUGGUGGCCUCGCCACCGGCAGGGACCGCAACCAGCAGCACGAAGGCAAGGCCUUCCACGACCCCGGCGAGUACACGAUCGUCCCGUCGCCGGCGGGUCAGAAGGGGCGCGAGCUGCUGUCCGAGUGGCUCCGCUGCCUGGUCGGCAUCCGCGCGACCGAGCUGGGCCGGAUCGCCGAGAUCGGCGCCGUCGCCGCCGCCACCCGCGCGGCCGGGCACUCGGUCUGGUGCGCCUCGAUCGGCCACAACCUGCACGCCCAGCGCGGUCUGGCGGGCGACCCCGGCUUCUUCCGGCUGAUCUUCCCCGAGCGGGGCGAGAAGGCCGACCUGCAGGCAGGCGACUUCUUCAUCUUCAACGGCUACUACACCUUCCCGGACGACGAGCUACCCGCCGCCCGCGCGACCGUGGAGCGGUCGGCAUGGAUCCUGGGCGGCAAGGAGAUCGAGACCAUCUACCCCCACCCCGGCGAGAUACACGUCAACGCCUACUGGCGCUACGGCGACGCCAGCAUCAACCUGCCGGGCUACGACGUCCGGGUCGUGCCUCCGUCCGGCGUGCUGACCACGGCCAUGCUCUGGCUCCUGCACGCCGCGGCCGCCGACCACAUCCCCGCCUGA
Messenger RNA from Geodia barretti, 1128 nucleotides. NCBI's taxonomy places the organism in Eukaryota, Metazoa, Porifera, Demospongiae, Tetractinellida, Geodiidae. The record is from the annotation of a GenBank genome assembly.